Messenger RNA from Prorocentrum cordatum, 1471 nucleotides. Lineage: Eukaryota; Dinophyceae; Prorocentrales; Prorocentraceae. The record is from the annotation of a GenBank genome assembly.
CUGUCCGAGGAGACCACCGGCACACAGGCCCUGCAGCUCGUGCGGCUCCAGAAGGUCACCCGCUUCGCGCAGUUCCUUCGGCUGGUGCGCAUCUUCAGGGCCUUCCCCUACUUGGCACAGAGCCUGCUGUUCAAGCGCAUCCGGUCUCUGCGCGGCACGCGCAUCGUCAACUUCAUCGUGGUGCUUCUGUGGGUCGUGCACCUGGUCGCGUGCGGUUGGUACCUCGUCGCGUCGCUGCACGACGACCACCAGGAGACCUGGAUCGGUCGGCGCAUUGUGGACACCAGGGGGACCACGCUGUACGAGGCGAGCCCAGAAGAGCAGUGGCUCCACGCCAUGUACUUCGUGCUCGCCGUGUUCACCACGGUCGGCUUCGGGGACAUCGCGGCUGUCACGUCCGCGGAGGUCGCGUACGCGCUGCUCACCAUGAUGAUCGGCAUCGUCAUCAACAGCAUAAUCGUCGGGAAGAUGGUCACUGCGGUCACCCGAGUGGACCAGCAGGACAUCGAGCGCAGCAAGCAGAAGGACCUCGUCGAGCGUGGAGCUAGAGGAGCUCUCGCGGCCGCCGACGGCGCCCUCCUGGUGGAGGCGGCCGUCCGCGCCGCGGAGAAGAAGGCGCAGCAGGCUGCCUCCCCCGCCGCCUCGGCGGCGAAGGUGGCACGGCGGCGCCGACGGCGCCAACGCCUCGCGGAGGCGCGGCGCGCGGCGGGCGGCGGCGCAGCUGGAGCGGCGGGCGGCGGCGGGCGCGCCGUGCCCCCCGCGGAGGCUGCUGACGACAACGCCAUGGAGGAGGAGGAGGAGGAGGCCCUGUCGAUCGACGACUCCUGGGCUGAUGCGCCCGUCUGCCCGUCGGCGAGGCGGCGGAGGGCGCGGUCGGCCAGGGCUUCGGAGGCGGCGGAGGCGGCCUCGCGUGUGGCGGCGGCGGCGGCGGAACCAGUUCGUGUUGCUGGUGGAGCCGCUGACGCAGCUGCGGGAUCGGCAGCGGGUGCUGCUGGCCCUGUGGAGGCAGCGGAGGGCGUGAACGAGGCGGAGGCGGAGCCUGCUGCGGUUGGCGGAGCCGCCGCCGUCGUCCCCCUUGGCGAGCGCAGCGGCGAGCGGGCUGCCCUGCUCGCGAAGCUCGCGGCGUCUGGCAUGUUCAACCAGAGCCUGCUGUCCUCCAUCGAGUCCCUCAACAUCGUCGGGCUGCGCCACCUCGUGUCGCAGCUGCCGAACUGAGAGGGGCUGGCCUGCCUGGGCCCCACUGUCACCUUUUGGUUGGGCCUCUGCAAGGCAUGCCCCAGGUGCGCAGUGGGUGAUCCCAGGUAGGCCCUUCCCCGUCAGCUGGCACCACGUGUGAGCCUCUCACGGAAGCUCGGUUGGUGCGCAGGCUGGCGGGGCCCGUUCGCCGUCAUCUUCAACGUCGGCGAGCUCAUCUGCCCCGCCGUCGCGGGGGCUGGGCGGGCGCCCGAACCACGGCGCGCCGUGGCUUGCU